ACCCUUUGACUAGACACAAGAGAACAACAGCUCUCUCAUAUGCUUCAUUUUAAAUCUUUCUUCUUGAAAGGAGAGAAGAACUUGGCCUAUAUAGUAUCUCACAGCUCAACAUAUGCCAGGCUCUGUUGUCUGUCUUAGCUACUACUUCUUCUUCUUCUUCUUCUUCUUCUUCCACAAGCUAAUACUUCUGGUUCAGUCUUUGUUUGAAUCUGCAGACCUCUUCUGGGUUUCUUUAAAGCACUUAACUUUUAUUGAAGUUGAUACAAGUCCCUCUACUUUUAGCUAAAGAGUAAAGAGAGCCACCGUCUUGAAUUUGUGGGAGAUAUGAGUGCUUCAAAGUUCAUUAAAUGUGUUACUGUUGGGGAUGGAGCUGUGGGGAAGACCUGUAUGCUAAUUUGCUACACCAGCAACAAGUUUCCUACUGAUUAUAUACCCACAGUGUUUGACAAUUUCAGUGCAAAUGUGGCUGUGGAUGGGAAUAUUGUCAAUUUGGGGUUAUGGGACACUGCAGGUCAGGAGGACUACAGCAGGUUGAGGCCACUAAGUUACAGAGGUGCAGAUAUAUUUGUGUUGGCUUUCUCUCUAAUUAGUAGGGCAAGCUAUGAGAAUGUUCUUAAGAAGUGGAUGCCAGAACUUCGGCGAUUUGCACCUAAUGUUCCAAUUGUCCUUGUUGGGACAAAGCUUGAUCUUCGUGACGACAUGCGCUGUCUAGCUGAUCAUAUGGGAUCCAACAUCAUAACUUCUGCUCAGGGAGAGGAGUUGAGAAAGCAAAUAGGAGCUGCAGCUUAUAUUGAGUGCAGUUCUAAGACCCAACAGAAUGUCAAAGCGGUGUUUGAUACCGCCAUCAAGGCUGUUCUUCAACCUCCAAGAAGGAAGGAUAUGGUUAAGCAGAAAAGGCACCGAAGAUCUGGUUGUUCAAUUGUGAGCAUUGUCUGUGGAGGAUGUGAUGUGUAGGACGAAGCCAGGCAAGGAAUUGGAUGUUUGUUUUGGAUUGCUCUUGGGGGUAGAGGCUUAUUCCUGAAAGCUAAUAUAUUCUUAUGUUUGUAUUGUUCUAAUUCGAGUAUCACUACAUGGGACUUCUUAUGAUCUACUUGACGAACUACUGACUAAUGUGGAAAAAGUUGAGGGAAUU
Fragaria vesca subsp. vesca is the source of this 1132-nucleotide messenger RNA. Its product is annotated as rac-like GTP-binding protein ARAC7-like. Lineage: Eukaryota; Viridiplantae; Streptophyta; Magnoliopsida; Rosales; Rosaceae. Gene Ontology annotation, biological process: cortical cytoskeleton organization; regulation of cell shape; establishment or maintenance of cell polarity. Gene Ontology annotation, molecular function: GTP binding; GTPase activity; protein kinase binding. The record is from RefSeq and is a predicted model, not a curated record. The transcript is spliced from 8 exons. Gene Ontology annotation, cellular component: cytoplasmic vesicle; plasma membrane; cell cortex. Bases 325 to 954 code for a protein of 209 amino acids.